GUACCUUCACCGUUCUUCCCCCUUCCAUCAAUGUUCGACCACAGAAAUCGAAGCGAUUGGGAGAAGCUAUCAAAAGAAAUUGAGAAGUGGCUCGUACAACUCGAUACUAAGUUGCCACAGUGGAUGUGGGGACGGGAUGCAUUCUGGCUGGCAUUCGUUGCCACAUUUCCCUUCUUCCCAAGAGGAACGUGGCCAUUGUGGAAUCCCCGUGUACCGUUAGAAGGUGCAUUCAUUGAACAAUGGUUGGAGACUUUGGGUCAUAGUAGCACCACGAUUGGCCAGGAGACUCUGGCGAUCGACUUGGAUGAUGCCGAUAACUUGGGGGAGAUAUGGGAGGCAUUUUGUGUUACGCACUCAAAUAGAUCUGUUAUGCGGAGCCCUAAGAGGGGCGUCGUCCGCUAA
This is a messenger RNA of Suillus fuscotomentosus, 402 nucleotides long. RefSeq lists its product as uncharacterized. The annotation marks the transcript as partial. The transcript has a single exon. The record is from RefSeq and is a predicted model, not a curated record. NCBI's taxonomy places the organism in Eukaryota, Fungi, Basidiomycota, Agaricomycetes, Boletales, Suillaceae.